AAAGCGGUGGCACAGUCUGUGAGCUGACAUUUGCAACUCUACGGAUUAUCACUGCAGAAGACAACCCUACACCAAAAUUAAGCAAAAUGCCAGGAUUAUUUUUUUCCCACAACAACCCAACUGAAUUGAAAGAAGCCGAAUGCAAGGUCGCAGAAGGCAAAGUCCAUAAAAAGAAGCAAAAGGCUUUUGGUGCUGAUCUGAAAAGCUAUUUGAAGUCCAUGGUCCCACAUCCUGAAUCUGGCAUCAAAUCUUCUACCUCCAGAAAAGUUAUGUUUUCUGCAGAAGAGGUGAUGCAAUGGUCCCAGUCUUUGGAAAAGCUUCUUGCCAGCCAAAGAGGUCAGGGAGUCUUUCGGGAAUUUCUGAAGUCAGAGUUCAGUGAGGAGAAUAUGGAGUUCUGGUUGGCCUGUGAAGAAUACAAGAAAACCAAGUCUGAUCACUUACAUGGCAAAGCGGAGAGGAUAUAUGAGGAGUUUGUUCAGUCAAAUGCUGUUAAACAAAUUAAUAUUGACUAUCGUACAAGAGAAACAACAGCUAAAAAGGCUCAAGACCCAACCCUCACAAGCUUUGAUGAAGCCCAAAAAACCGUCUAUGUACUUAUGGAGAGGGAUUCCUAUCCUCGAUUCUUGAAAUCCAAAGCCUACCUGAGCCUUUUAAACCACCUUCAGGCCAACACUCUCAAGUGAAGAGUCUGAUGAAACAGAGAAAUGGUGGUAGACUACUUAUGUCACUUAACCUACAGAUAGGUCUUCCUACAUGGCUGGCUUUCAGUAGGGAGAAUGGUAAUGCUAGCCUCCGGAAUGCUGGGAGGAACACAGAAUAGCUCUGCAUGCAUGAGAUUACUUGAUAAAACCCAAUGAGGAGGAAGGCACUGAAGCUAGUUUUUAUACAAGAAUGAGAGAGUAGAAUGAGGGAAAACCUCCUCCCUAAUUGCACUGAACUGAGACAGGAAAUAUUAUUGUUCACAUGGUACUGUGAUUCUGACCAAAGUAUUACAACUCAUAGAACUGCCAGUGACUUGGAUGAGGCAGGGUAAUGUUCUUGUAUCUGAUAAAGAUGGUUACGGAAGGGAAAUAUAUCAACAAUGGGAGAAAAAAUUUCAGCUGAUAAUUUUGGUAACUUAAAAAAAAAAAAGCAGCUAAAAACAUAUCAGCAAUGAAGUCUGGUCUAUAAAUGUUAACAAAUGUGUGUGCAGUAAUGGUAUUGUAUUAUGGAAAUGUAUUAUAAGCUUAAAAUUUUGAAUGGAUUUUUAUUUAAAAUGUUAAAAACUAGAUUACCCGAUACAUUGUAUUCAACAAGUAGGUAUGUAGCAUUUCUUUACUCUUUAAUUUAUCGCAAAGUAAAAACAA
Molecule: messenger RNA, 1346 nt
Organism: Alligator sinensis (Chinese alligator)
Lineage: Eukaryota; Metazoa; Chordata; Crocodylia; Alligatoridae
Gene: RGS1
Product: regulator of G protein signaling 1
Exons: 5
Coding region: 87-683 (198 amino acids)
Source: RefSeq, a predicted model, not a curated record